AUGAAGGAUGAAGAGGGGGAGAUUACUGUCACACUAGAGGAGGACGAAGAAGAGAAGACUGGAGAACUGAUCAACACCAGAAAAUACAGAGAGAGACGGGACAAUCGUGGAUCCUCAGGGGAGCCUCAACAACAUCAUGAUGCUGAUGAGGCAGAGAAAAGUCUCUCCAGAUCAGAACUCCUCAAGAAACACCAGCGAGUACACACAGAAGAGAAAUCUUUCUGCUGCUCUGACUGUGGGAAAAUAUUAAACUCUUCAGUAGACCUUAAGAUACAUCAAAUAAUUCACACUGGAGAGAAACUUUCUAGGUGUGAUCAAUGUGGGAAGAGUUUUACGACAUCUAGCUAUCUAACUAUACACCAGAGAACACACACAGGAGAAAAAUUGUAUAGCUGUAGUCAGUGUGGGAAGAGUUUUACUCAUUCAACCAGCCUGAUAUCACACCAGAGAACACACACAGGAGAGAAACCUUAUAGCUGUGGUCAAUGUGGGAAGAGUUUUGGUACAUCUGGCUGUCUGGCAACACAUCAGAGAACACACACAGGAGAGAAACCUUAUAGCUGUACUCAAUGUGGGAAGAGUUUCACUCAUUCAACCAGCCUGAUAUCACACCAGAGAACACACACAGGAGAGAAAUCUUAUAGCUGUGGUCAAUGUGGGAAGAGUUUCACUCAGUCAACCAGUCUGACAUCACACCAGAGAACACACACAGGAGAGAAAUCUUGUAGCUGUGAUGAAUGUGGGAAGAGUUUUACUCAGCUAAGCAGCCUGAUAUCACACACAGGAGAGAAAUCGUAUAGCUGUAAUCAAUGUGGGAAGAGUUUUGCUUCAUCUGGCAUUUUGACUGUACACCAGAGAAUACACACAGGCGAGAAACCUUAUAGCUGUGAUCAAUGUGGGAGGAGUUUUACUCAGCUAAGCAGCCUGGUAUCUCACCAGAGAACACACACAGGAGAGAAACCUCACAGCUGUAAUCAAUGUGGGAAGAGAUACUCUGAUAAAAGAUCUCUGACUAAACAUCAGAAAAUACAUGUAGUUGUUUCAUGAUAUCAAUGAAAUAAUGUAGAAUGUUUCUAAUAUUGUGGAAGUAUUUUAGUCACGUCACAAUAAAGAAUGGUUUAACAUUGUAGGAGCAGUAUUUUAAGGAAUGUCAGAAUGUAGAACCCUAAACGUUUGCUCUAAAUUGAAAGAGUACUAUUUAUGAGAUUUAACAAGAAUAGAGUUGUGUUACACUUACGACUUUGGUGACCCACUUGAAUCAAAAUGCAACACUUCAAAAUGUUUAGGUUUACAAUAUAUCCCAAGCUGUUUCUACAUAUUGGUUAUUGUGUUUUGACAUUGCACUAUUCCCAUGAGCAAAAUGUAAUUGAAAAGACGUUGAAAAUAACACUAUGCCUGAUGACCAAUAUAUGUUCGGUUGAAAGUCAAAGUUGAGAAGAUGUAUUUUCUGGUCGUUUUUUCAAUGACUUGAAAACAACUUGAUUUCAAGGUACUUGCAGCCUAUACACAUACGCAGUAUAAUAAAUUGGUCUAUAAUCAGUUUUAUUAACAAUCUUACAUCACUCCAGCAUUUCUUUACAACAUCCAAGCACUAAUUGUCUUUAUUCCACUACUGAAGUGGCAUGAAUCAAAUCACCUACUCAUAUUUCAAACAUUCAGCCUGACAAAAUAUACAUUUUUUAUCAUUCCAUGCCUCACCCUUAAGUUAAUUAUUGCCAAUACAUAUUAACAAAGGGGUGUACAUUUGCUUUUGAUAUUUCAUAGUUACAAUUCAUGUAACAUUUAGUCAUUAUUUAUGCAACCAACUGACAAUUUAUGGGUACAAUUAUAUUGAAAUUGUGAUCCUGCUUUUAGAUUAUCAGGAUUCAUUCUCAGAUGUGCCAACCCAAAUGUUCUGUAGCAUGACAUUGGGGACUGGGCCCCGAUCCAACAACAUGCCUGUCGAGAUAUUGCAGGAGUUUGCUCUUGAAAUCAGACAUGACUAAUACAAUUUGAUUUGUGUUUUGUUUGUGCUCCUUCCAAGGGGACGAGAGUGAGUUUCAGGAAGACAAGAGUUCUAGAAGCUAGUGAGUUUUAGGAUUCUAUAGAAAGAAAAAGAACAAAAAUUAAAUGGUUGUAUAUUAUCA
This is a messenger RNA of Oncorhynchus tshawytscha (Chinook salmon), 2126 nucleotides long. Its product is annotated as gastrula zinc finger protein XlCGF17.1-like. The transcript is spliced from 2 exons. Gene Ontology annotation, molecular function: DNA-binding transcription activator activity, RNA polymerase II-specific; RNA polymerase II cis-regulatory region sequence-specific DNA binding. Lineage: Eukaryota; Metazoa; Chordata; Actinopteri; Salmoniformes; Salmonidae. Gene Ontology annotation, cellular component: nucleus. Gene Ontology annotation, biological process: regulation of transcription by RNA polymerase II. The coding region runs from base 1 to 1047 and encodes 348 amino acids. The record is from RefSeq and is a predicted model, not a curated record.